AUGUUAGAGUUUUACAUGUUAUUCAUGUACUACUGUGAAGCUAACAAUGUGCAGAUAUUUGUAAGUCACACAGGAGCAGCACGAUCAGCCGUGGACAAUCUGACAAAAUCUUUGUCCUUGGAGUGGGCGGCCUCAGGGGUCAGGGUCAACGCUGUAGCUCCUGGUGUAGUUUACUCCAAGACGGCAGCAGCUAACUAUAGUACUGAUAUAUUGGGGCAGUACAUUCCUCAUAUACCUGCUAAACGUUUAGGGACCCCUGCAGAGGUAUCAGCAGCUGUCUGCUUCCUUCUCUCACCUGCUGCUGCUUUCAUUUCUGGAGAAUCUCUUAAAGUAGAUGGCGCUGCCAGUUUAUAUAGUUCACCUUUUCAAAUACCAGAUCACAAGAAUUUACCAGCAUACGAUUGGGAAACUGGAGAUCCAGAAAACACAUCAAAUAAACCAAAGUUAUGAUAGUAAAGUGAAGGCAAAGACAAUCUAAUAUAUAUUUGUGAGAAUAAGAAUGCAUGAAUUUAUGGUAAAUUUAACGCUGUUAAUAAAUUUAAUGGUUGUAGAAAAGGU
Saccostrea cuccullata (small rock oyster) is the source of this 558-nucleotide messenger RNA. RefSeq names its product peroxisomal trans-2-enoyl-CoA reductase-like. Gene Ontology annotation, molecular function: trans-2-enoyl-CoA reductase (NADPH) activity. The record is from RefSeq and is a predicted model, not a curated record. The coding region runs from base 1 to 450 and encodes 149 amino acids. Lineage: Eukaryota; Metazoa; Mollusca; Bivalvia; Ostreida; Ostreidae. Gene Ontology annotation, biological process: phytol metabolic process. Gene Ontology annotation, cellular component: peroxisome. The transcript has 4 exons.